AAUUGGAGGGGAGGAUCUAACUUAUACAAGCAUAAUGCAUACAACUAAUACAAUGUACAAGAUCAGGAAAAUUUUCUGGAUGGAUAAACGUGAGGCUCCAAUGGAAGCUGCCAUAGGAAGGAAGAAUUGUAAAGAAUCAUAAUUUCAAGUCUUUAACUCUCGAAUUUCUGGGAAAAAAUAAUAAUGGCGUCUUUUACUCUGAUUCAGCGACUGUCCCAUUUUCCUGUCUCCCUGAACAACCGCCAUCGGAGCCGGCUGCUCCACCGCCUGGCUAUUGUUGCAAGAAGAAAUAGAACAAUUAUCAGAGCUGAAAUUUCUGCUACUGGAGCUGCCAGUGUCGUUGAUGCUUCUUCAACUACAGCUACUUUUCUCGAGCCCCCUGACUCUUCUCCUUUUUCGUUUCCACUCUUUGAACCCCCUUCUCAGCCCGAAGAAUCUCCUGCUUCUCAGUUGGAGCUGGCAGACCCCGAUUUCUACAGGAUAGGGUUUGUGAGAAGCUUCAGAGCGUAUGGAGUUGAGUUCAGGGAAGGACCUUGUGGGUUUGGAGUAUACGCUUCCAAAGACGUUGAGCCUCUUCGUCGUGCCCGUAUGAUCAUGGAAAUCCCGUUAGAGUUGAUGUUAACAAUAAGUCAAAAACUUCCCUGGAUGUUUUUCCCAGACAUAAUACCUAUUGGCCAUCCUAUAUUUGACAUUAUUAACUCAACAAAUCCAGAGACAGAUUGGGACCUUAGGUUGGCAUGCCUUCUUCUGUAUGCCUUUGAUUGCAAAGACAACUUUUGGCAACUCUAUGGUGACUUUUUGCCAAGUGCUGAGGAAUGCACUAGCUUGCUUCUAGCUAAUGAGGGGGACCUUUUGGAUUUGCAGGAUGAAAAUCUAGCUUCAACCAUUAGACACCAGCAAGAUCGAGCCCUUAAAUUUUGGGAAAAGAAUUGGUACCCUGCCGUGCCCCUAAAGAUAAAGCGCCUUGCUCCCGAGCCGGAGAGAUUCAUUUGGGCUGUGAGUAUGGCCCAAUCACGAUGCAUCAACUUGCAGAUGAGGAUUGGUUCUCUCGUCAAAGAUGCAAAUAUGCUAGUCCCUUAUGCCGAUAUGCUGAAUCAUUCCUGUAAGCCAAAUUGCUUUUUCCAUUGGCGUUUCAAGGACAGAAUGCUUGAAGUGAUGAUAAAUGCUGGCCAACCAAUAAAAAAAGGAGAAGAGAUGAGAGUUAAUUAUAUGUCCGGGCAGAAGAACAACCUUUUCAUGCAAAGAUAUGGUUUUUCAUCACCAGCGAAUCCUUGGGAUGUCAUUGGAUUUUCUGGAAAUGCCCAACUUCAUCUGGACUCUUUCUUAUCAGUGUUCAACAUAUCUGGCCUCCCAGAAGAGUAUUACCAUAAUAGUGAGUUAUCAUCAAAUAAGGGAGGAGAGAGCUUUGUUGAUGGAGCGGUCAUAGCAGCAGCAAGAACACUGCCUAUGUGGACAAAUAAAGACGUGCCCCCAAUUCCUAGUCUCGAGAGGAAAGCUGUGAAGGAAUUGCGAGAUGAAUGCCGCCAGAUGCUGGCUUCAUUCCCAACAACUCUUGAGGAAGACCAGAAAAUCCUAGAUUCUUUGGCUGAACCUAGGAGCACACUUCAAGCAGCGAUAAAGUAUAGGCUGGACAAGAAAUUGUUCAUACAGAAGGUCAUUCAAACACUUGAGGUUUAUCAAGACCAAAUUCUGUUCUAGAAGUAAACUACCAAAAAGGGAAAACAUAAAGUGAUACUGUUUAUUGAAUUGUUUCCUUUCUGCCAUUUUUUGCCCUGAUCGUAUGCAUUUAACUUCAAAAUGUUCAAGUUGAAGAAAAAGUUAAAGCACGGAAGAAAAGGAACCCCCUUCAAGUCUGAAAUGCUGCUUCAACUUCUGAAUAGGAAUAGGAUUGGGUGAACUAGGAAGUGAUUUUGUUGUUGUAGACCCCAGAAAGCAGACUAAUCAUUUCUUGCAUUUUUUAGUCCAAAAUUCAUAGCUAUAGCCUAUAGGUAACUAUGUUUCUGAAAACUUAUAGUGAUACCGGUGGGAUUGAGUGAGGGAAAUGUUUAGGAAAUGAAUAAUUUAUCACAAUCAUGUUCAAUAAUAAAUUGAAACGUUGUUUAAUUCAUGAAGAACAUGAGAAUGAUUUCAUACUCAUUCUCUUAAUUAUUUC
Cuscuta europaea is the source of this 2152-nucleotide messenger RNA. Lineage: Eukaryota; Viridiplantae; Streptophyta; Magnoliopsida; Solanales; Convolvulaceae. The record is from the annotation of a GenBank genome assembly.